This is a messenger RNA of Vitis vinifera (wine grape), 3052 nucleotides long. RefSeq names its product E3 ubiquitin-protein ligase RING1-like. Lineage: Eukaryota; Viridiplantae; Streptophyta; Magnoliopsida; Vitales; Vitaceae. Gene Ontology annotation, biological process: protein ubiquitination. Gene Ontology annotation, cellular component: cytoplasm. The transcript has 2 exons. Bases 162 to 1100 code for a protein of 312 amino acids. Gene Ontology annotation, molecular function: ubiquitin protein ligase activity. The record is from RefSeq and is a predicted model, not a curated record.
GGAGUCUGGACUACCCACCGUCUCAUUCAAACUAAUCCAACCCCCGUCACCAAAAACAACUCUCAACCCUUGAGCCUUCUGGAUCCAAACAACAUUUUUGGUUUUCCUUCUUUCUCUCUCUUCCUCUCACCCCCAAACCACCCUCUGUCUCAGGUGACGUCAUGUCGGCCACCGCCGCCACCACCCCCACCACUCCCACCGCCGCCACCGCCAUUGACCGCCGCACCUACUGGUGCCACGAGUGCGACAUGAGCGUCACCCUCUCCCCGUCCUCCUCCUCCUCCCCCACCCUCCUCUGUCCCCACUGCCACAGCGACUUCCUCGAAGAAAUGGACUCCCCCAACCCCAACCCCAACCCCAACCCCACCGCCCCCAACUUCUCCUUCCAUUCCGAAAACUUCCUCCUCGACAGCCCCUACCUCCACCGCCUCAUUCACCACCUCACCCAUCCCUCCGACACCAACAACGACGGAAAUGACAGCAGCGACCUCCCCCCUCCUCGCUACCUCAAUCCCAAUUCCGUCGCCGCCUCCAGGGCUUCCCUCGAAGCCCUCCCUACCUUCAAAAUCACUCCCUCCUUCCUCCAACUCGAUCCCAUUUUGUUCUGUGCCGUCUGCAAGGAUCAGUUCGUCGUCGACGUUGAAGCCAAGCGGCUUCCCUGCAACCAUAUCUACCAUUCUGAUUGUAUUCUCCCCUGGCUCUCGCAGCAGAAUUCGUGUCCGCUGUGUCGGUUUCGGCUCCCCACGGAUGAGGGUGAGGAUUCGGGGGAUGCGGGGGCGACCGUCACGAUGACCUUUGGGGAUUUGAUGGAGGACCAUGAGCUGUUUGGGCUGGGGAGUACUUUGAGGCACAUUGCCCGGAGGAAUAGGCUGGUCUUUCCGGCCUUGUCUGCGGAGGGGCAGGCGCAGGCACAGGGUGAAAGUCUAGGGCCUGAUAACAGUGUGGAGACUGUUUCCAGCUGGCCUCGUCAGGUUUUGGUUGGCGGCGGUGGCGGCGGUGGUGGUGAUGCAGAUUUUGGGGCCGGUGCUGUGGCGAAUGAGGAUGCUGAUGCUAUGAUGCCUGAAGUUAGGGUAUCGGGUUCUGUUUCGGCUUCAUCUUGAGGUAAUGUAUAGCUGACUGUUACAUGGAAUCUGAGGGGUAUUUUAUCACCAUACCUCGUCUAAUGAAGUGUAAAUCUACAGAGGAAGGCGGUCUAAUAACCCAAUGUUAUGUGUGAUCUGUAUUCUCUCUCUGUUGUUUUCUGCAGCAAUGGGGAAGGAACUCUUUGCUUUGUAAUGAUGCUCUUGUGAACUAGUUUCUAUCAUGUUUUUGGUUAAUAAAUUUCCAAGGUCAAGCUGCUUUUUUUCCCCCCCUUUUUUUCUCUAUUGCAUUUUAAUUGCCAGACUGCAGCCACUGCAAGGCCAUCAAACUGCCAAUUAUCAUCAUUGUGGGAAAAUAUUCAAAGUCUUGUUGUGUCCUUCACUUCAUCUAGAUGAGCAUCUUUCACACGUUUGUAAGGGUCCAGCUCCAUCUUACCAACAUUUAUCCCAUCAUUCUAACCCGGUGGGUGCAUUCGAGCAAGACCAUGAUUUUCUCAUUAGACCCAAUUCUUUGGCAGAUGAUUGGAUACUGAAAAUUCUUUAAAGGGAUUUUCGAUUUUGGGUUAUAAAAUUGUAUAUAAAAUUUGAGAUAAUUCUUACUUAAAGAUAAGGAAUACAUUGCCCACUGUGGGUGUGCUUCCUUUGUCCUCAGGCUGCUUGUCAAUUAGCCCACUAGAUGGUUCUAUGCUUAUAUUAAGCAUAUGCUAUUGUAGUAGUCAAGAGUCAAGACACGUUUCUUUUGGUUUUUUUAUUUUUUUUAUUUUUUAUUUAAUAUAUAUUUCAUUUUCAUUUUACAUCAUGUGGGCGGUGGACAAAAGCAAAGCGAUAUGGAUGAUGGAUUCCAAUAUUUAUAUCCACGGAAGCAACACGGCACGGACUCUAUCUGUUGGAUCUGGACUGUGACACGGACACCCAGGCUGCCACUCGUGUUGUACAAGCAAAAAUCCAACAUGCAGUCACACCCACACACUUGGAAACAAGCUCUGCCAAACCCUUCUCUUUUUUUUUUUUCACUGUUUGCCACAUCUUCAACAUUCUGAUCAAACUCCCCUUGAAUGAAGCUUCCUCAAUCAACUUCCAAGAAGACCCACAAGUCAGACAAUGACCAGACUUGAGGCCCUCAAUGAGGGAAAGUGAGAAACUUCUCUGCUUCCACCUAGAGCACCUUUGGUUUUACUUUUAUUUUGCCCUGCACCACACAUGACACCAUUCAUUUGAAUAUUUUGUUAUCCAUGUGGAUCUAAGUUGGAUGAGCUGAAAAGUCAGAGAGGUCGGCUUCCCCUUUUAUAUAAGAGACUUUGCAUGGAACAAUUUUCAUUCACUUCUCUCCGAUCCAAUCAGCCUUACAAAAUCAAUUAGUCUAGCUAAUCUUCAGCCAUGGCCUUUGAGAGCAGCUUAGCAGACAUGGUGUUGAAGGUGGGCAUGUUUGUUCUUGUCCAAGCUUUGGUUUAUCUGAUCCUUUCCAAGUCUUCCAACAUCUUCUCCAAGAACCCGAAGAGAUCUCACAGGUUCAAACCAGCCCGGUCUGUCAGUAUUCGUCGAGUUCUUGCUUGUCUUGCUGACCUACCCCCUGGAGGCGAACUCUCUCCUUCUCCUUCUCCAAAGGGCCCUCAGUUGCUUCCCCCACAAAAUUCAGCAACUGACCCUCAGACUCCCACAUCUUAAGAGACUUCCAUGCAUGGAUUUGUAGCAGAGCAGAAGAUUGCUGAUGGCUUGGCUUCUUGUGAUAGAUUUUAGACGUGACUUGAAUUUGAUAUUUAUCUGAAUUUAAGUUAUUCUUUUGUUUUGUAAAUUUGGUAGUCAAUCUAAAUACCAUAUUAUAGUUUUGAAAAUUUUACUUAUUAAGACUAGUUGUAUGCUUUAAGGUAGUUGAAUUUCAAUGAUCCUUUUGAUGUUUUGGGGAAACCACCCAUAUCCAGCCUCUGUAUUCCCUUGUGCUUUGUAAUGGUAAACAUUCACAAUCUUGUGGAACC